AUGCCUGUCAAGUGGAAUGAUUCAGAAAAGCUCACCCUCCUUCGAACUGCUAUCCUGUGCUCGCCCAAUUUCAAGCUCGAUGCAAAGAUGGUUGCCGAGAUGUGGCCCGGGGUUGAUGAGGAUGAUAAGCCUAGUGCUCGCAGCAUUGCCCGCAACUAUAGCAGUAUUAUGAAUCAUGCAAAAGACCUUGAAGCUAUCCGUCAGGCAAAGGAAGCGCAGGCCAAGAAUAGCGAAGACGAAAAGGACGGAGCAGAAACGAAGACUGGGGAUGACGCUACCACUCUUUCGCCUGAAGCUUCCACCAUCAAGACACCGGCUUUGAAGAGCUCAAUCACAACUCCAUUACCUACUCACGGCAGCAUGAGCAAUCGUUCUGCUGCCGUCAAAUCCAGCACCGGCUCUAAGCGUAAGCGCGCCAUCAAACGUCCCUCGUCUGACGAGGAUGAAGCGUCUCUCAGUGAGACAACCUCCGGCGACGAAGCCGAGGUUGUCUCACCAACCCAAAUUGCCCGAAAGAGGCUGCCGGUACGCAUGACACGCCGCACCACAAUGACCAGGAUUGACGAUGAAUAUGGCGGCACUGAGGAGGAGAUGGAUACGGGUGCCAAGCACCUGGAAACCGAGGGCUCCGAUGGGGAGUACGACCUUGCCAAAGAGCGCAAGGAAAAGACUGAACGCAAGGCGAAGCUUGCGAGGCGCGCUCGCAAGUGA
Cladophialophora psammophila CBS 110553 is the source of this 711-nucleotide messenger RNA. RefSeq lists its product as uncharacterized. The record is from RefSeq and is a predicted model, not a curated record. NCBI's taxonomy places the organism in Eukaryota, Fungi, Ascomycota, Eurotiomycetes, Chaetothyriales, Herpotrichiellaceae. The coding region runs from base 1 to 711 and encodes 236 amino acids. The transcript has 3 exons.